GGCGGUUGUUGUUGUUUUCGUUUGUGGUGUGCGGUAACGGUUGUUGUCUCGUCUUUGUUGGUUGUCAAAAAUUGUGAUUUCUUAUUUCUUAGAGGUGUUAUAAGUGCGUCAGGUCGAAAUCUUGAAGGUGACUGAGGCGCUCAUGGCAGGCUGCAUGGGGUUCCCGCCCCCUGGGCCCGCCCCCGGCGCCACCGCCCUCGCCGCCCCCGCCGGUCCUCGCGCGGACCCUCCGACCAGAUGAUACCGUGUCCGCUACCCUGGUAACUUGCGAUGAGUGGGGUGAGCCCGUGGAGCGGGGCUCGCCCCCCAAAGACUUCACCGGAGCAGGCAUCCUCGUCCCCCGCUCCCGACGCCAGAGUGCCUCUGGACACUGGGCAGGGGGGGCCCGGGGGCGCGCUGCCCCUCGUCGCCUCGGGUCCCGUGACGGUCACCACGAUACCAGGGCCCGGCCCUGCGAUCGACUCCAACGGCAAGAAUAUAAAAUAUUACUCCCCAGCGUGCAAUGGCAGUAUAGUUUCCGAGCAGGGGAAGUGUAGUGUGCUCGUGGGGAGCGCUGAGAGAAUGGUGGAGGAUGAUGAUGACGUCACUGGGUCCGAUGUUGAAGUCAGUAAAAUUCACUUCAGUGGUGUGAACAUGCGCCUCAAAAAGAAACAUGACUUGAUGUCAAAUGAAGAUUCCCAAGACGGUCUUGUAAAGGACGAGCCUGUUCGGCCUAUGUCUUGGGAGGGUGAAUUAUCUGACGCGGAGAUGCAAGAGGAUACAUCUAUGGAAGGAGUGCAGGUCUCAGUUGUGCACAAUGCCGACUCGAUGUCUGACGACAAACCUCUUCCUCUGAAGUUUGGGCAGAAUGUGGUGGACUAUGUAAAAAGACACAAUAACAGUAGCUCUCAUAGUACUGGGCGUCCACAGACCUCCCUGUUAAAUUCAGGUGCAACUGAGCUACCUCUUUUGGUUGGCAAGUUAUUAGGUGGUGGAAGUUGUUAUAGUCCUGUCCUACCUCAUCGGCCACUGGGUGUGGCAGCAAAGCAAGUUCCGCCAAAUCCAAGUCCGGAUUCAGCAAUACAUUCGGCGUAUUCCUACUCAUCCCCCACCCAAUCUCCAGUCACGUCGCGACAUAGUUCGAGUCAUGGUCUACCAUCAUCUGGCAUAUCCUCCCCCUACACUCCAUCUCUUUCGAGAAAUAAUUCUGAUGCCUCGCAGUAUGGGGGCAGUCAACAUAGCAGUUGUUAUAGUCAAAGCUAUUCAUCAGUAUCAGUUUCUCCAACCCAGUUCUCCCCAACUCACUCACCUAUUCAAGGAAGACAUAUGCAUGCUGUUGGAUUUCCUUCUCCUGUUUUAAACAGAGGCAGUGCUAAUGACUUCAAUGGCAAUGGUUCUCCACUGCAGGGUGUAUCGGAUGAUCGAGAUGGCUCUCUGCUUGAUGAAAAAAUGUCUGCCUUGGCUGCAGAUCUUGUUCAUCAUUCUGGAUUAAAUGCACCUGGGAUUUCAAGACAACAACUGAUCAACAGUCCAUGCCCAAUUUGUGGGGAUAAGAUUUCUGGUUUCCACUAUGGAAUAUUUUCAUGUGAGAGCUGUAAGGGCUUCUUCAAAAGAACAGUGCAAAACCGUAAAAACUAUGUCUGUUUACGGGGCUCUACGUGCCCGGUCACCAUUGCAACUCGCAAAAAGUGCCCAGCAUGCAGAUUUGAGAAGUGUUUGCGCAUGGGCAUGAAGCUGGAGGCCAUCCGGGAAGACCGCACGCGGGGAGGCCGCAGCACCUACCAGAUCUCAUACACCCUCCCAGCGGGACUUGUUCCUCCUGACGGCAGUAGUACGCCUCCCAGUGGAAGCGCAGGUGGCAACAGUUCCAACGGAGGAGGUAGCAGUGGUAGUAACGGCGCAGCUCAUCCUAAGUAUCAAGGAUAUGGCUCGUCGGGGGACCUCCAGGUCAAACUAGAAGUUCCUGAUGGAGGACCAACCGUUGCCUCCUCGCCUCGAAGAGCGAUUCCACAGUUAUUAGAGGAAAUAAUGGAAGUGGAGCGUUUCUGGCUCUGUAAUGAUCAAGAAAUGCAACAUAAAAUGGGGAAUGGACCUCAAAGCUCUCAUCAUCAAGGAUAUUCAUCAACCCCAAAAAGUUCUAGCAGUUCAAAUGCCCACCCUGCAGCAACAGCCACCAACAGCAGCAGCAGUAGCAGCAGCAGUAGUAGCAGCAGCAGUGUGGAGGCCAACAAUCUAUCAAAUCUUACAGAGAUUGCUGAUGAUAGAUUAUACAAGAUAGUCAAGUGGUGCAAAAAUUUACCUGUUUUUAAAAAUAUUUCUGUUGAUGAUCAGAUUGCCCUACUUCUCAAUGCGUGGUGUGAGCUACUACUGUUAUCAUGCUGUUUCCGCUCCAUGAGCACUCCUGGUGAAAUUCGAGUUGGCCACGGAAAGUCAAUCAGCCUAGCACAAGCACAAGAUUUAGGAUUAAGACCUUGCAUUGAGCGAAUGUUAAAUUUCACUGAACAUCUUAGGCGUCUACGCGUUGAUCAAUAUGAAUAUGUAGCUAUGAAAGUCAUUGUGCUUGUGACGUCUGAUGUGAGUGAUCUUCUUGAACCAGAAAAGGUACGAGCUUCUCAAGAAAAGGCCCUUCAAGCACUGCAGCAAUACACUUCGGAACACUACCCUGACAUUCCUUCCAAGUUUGGUGAACUUCUAUUGCGUAUUCCAGAUUUACAACGUACAUGUCAGGUUGGCAAAGAGAUUCUGUCAAUUAUGAAUGAGGAGCGUGAAGGACCAAGCUUCCACCUUCUCAUGGAGCUGCUGGGAGGUGAUCAUUAAAAUGAUGCCGCCAUUUAUCUUGUUUCAGUGCUUUCAGUGUGCCUUCCAUUUGUACAGAACUAAACUCUGAACCAAGCAGCAGGGUAUUGCCAGGUUCCUUCAUUGUCAGUUGGUCUUGCCUCUAGCCUCCCCAGUGGGAUCCUCAUAGACCUAUCAUCUCACUGCCUUGAUUCAUUCAUGAAUCAACACAAUUUCAUGUAUGUACUGUUCAUUUCUCACUGGGUGUCAAAGUGCCAUCUAGUUUGAACUUGCUGAAUGUUUAUGAGAAAAGUGUUUUGAGCAAUUAAGCAGUUUUUGUUUACUUGCCAAUACACUUAGGUAUUGAAUUGACUACUGUAAUUUUGACUGGGACAUAUUUUCAGACUAAAAUAUUUUCAGAUUUACAUGUUUUGUAGUAAGUUUUAGGUCUAUUUGUCCUUGAAGUUGAUCUGUUCAUACAUUUUAGAUUAACUAAAAGGGAGAUACUGAUAGCAAAAUUUACAUAUUCACAAAUGGAUUUUAGUCAAAUAUGAUUCAUCCUGUCCAUUACUUCAAUUGUGAUUUGCUGUUUGGCUUGCCGACCAUAGUUUAUGGGGAAAUGAGAUUUAUUUGACUUACAAUGUCAUGAGUGUGCAAAUGCAUGUAUUCAUAAAGUCAAAUCAUAUUGAUCUCAUGAUGAUAAUCUGUUUCAAUGAAAAAUAUUGACAACCCAUUGGUAAAACGUUUCUGGCUUUAUUCAGUCUUAAAAGUUUUUUAAGAAUAUUUAAUUUACUUGCUCUCUUCUUCUCCAUCAAUUUGUGACAUGUGCAACGUCAUAUCACAAUGCCUUAUCUUUUUGAAAUCUUUAUAUAAUUCUAUUUAUGUAUUCAGUUUUUCAUAACUGUUACAAGACUGGAUUACUACAUUUAGGAGAUACAAUUUUGUCUGUGAAUCUUUGCCAUUAAUUGAAUCAACUUUUCAAAUUAAUGCAAAGAAAGGGCUUCCCCAACAUUUGGUGUCUGGUAUCUGCUAUCUCAACUUGUGCCUGUUUAAUCUUUGCGGGCAUUCUUCUUUUCGCCUUCCGCUGGUGAAAUGUUAUAAUAUCUAUCAUUUUAUUUAUUGAUUUCUGUAGUUAAGUUACCAUUUUCAUGGUAGUAGCCAUGGUUGUGCCACUGUUCAUCGAAAUAUCAAUGAGCAGGAUCAAGCUGCCAUUGUGAGCUUACAACCUUUGGCAGUCACUAGAUUAUGAGACAAUGCUCUUUUCAUGAAAUAUAAAGUCACAAAAUGCUUGGCAUCUGAUACGCUUUAGUACAGUAUCAACCGGUGGUUGAUAAAGUUUCACAAGUUGAAACAAACCCUGAGAUGUACCGAUAGUUUUCAACUUUAAAAACAAAAAUAGGAAAGAGCAUUGCUUUGCUGCCAUUCACUGGGUAUUCCAGAAAAGCACAGAGGUAGCAGGGGCCUAUCCACAAACAUCACAAUCAAUCCCCUAAGCAGGGUUGAGUCAUCUGACUCAUUACUCCCAGUAAGAUAAUGAUGUACUUACAUUCAAGUAAACUUCUAAGAAAUUGAGAAAAGACUUACACACUGCCGUGUGGUGCAUCAGAAUCCGUGUUAUUAUUUAGUAUUUUGUUUUUUAAGAGUGUGAAUUGUGUGCUUGAGAGUGUUUAAAUUAGAAGUUUUGUAACAAUCAUUUUUCACUUUUUGUAUAUGAGUAACAGUUUAAGUGAACAAGAUUUUGCAAUGUGUUCGUACAUUGUGUUUCAAAUCAAAAACCUAAACUCUACAAUGUUACAUACCAUAUGUAAUGCAGAAUACUAUAACUAUCUGGCAUGAUGUAAAAUGUUUCAUAGAAGCAGCUUUAGUUUCUUUAUGUGUUUAAGAUAAGAAAAGGUAGUACCUAUUAACUACCUUUACCUUAUGCUUUUAAGUAUUGAAAUUUUUAAAGUUACAUUUGUGUUUUUUGUCUAUAAAAUACUGCUUCACGUAAGCGAGAUGCCUUUCUGGUAAGGAGCAGCUCUGAGAAUUCAAACAUAUUUUCAGCGCUGUCAGUAUUAUUGUAUAUGAUUUUAUUUAAUUCAGUGACUGAACUCGUCGAAUCAUCCCACCAACUGGUUAACAAAACAAUUGUAAUGAACCCUAAAUAACUUACAUGCAGCUCAAGAAAUCAUACCUCCGGGUCAAUCAUCAACCAUACAUAUUUUAUUGAAAAGCCUUUGUAUCAAACAGUCAAUUCCAUUUGACCUAGGGUUCAAAGUCAAUAGCAUAUUAUUAUCUUUAAAAUUCUAUUUAUUUUUGCAGUGGUCUAAGCUUAGAUGAACUGUGAGACAAAUGUUUUUAUUAUUUCACUUUAGCUAAUGGAUUAAAUCCUGUAAUACAGGAGUGUUUUUUUUCUUUCUUUUUUUUUGAUAGAUGUGAUUGGUUUCUUGUUAUGUUUUAAAUGGCUUUAUUAUUUUAACCGUUUUGAAGUUAAUAAUUAAAGAAAACUCAAUAUAAAACAAUGUAAGAAAUACUUGUUGAAAAUUGUGAGUCUUGAUUUCACGAUCUAGACUGUGUAUUAAUGCUGUUGCUUAAGAAUGUAAAUGAAUUCUUAUUGGCUUACUGAUUGCAGUGUAACUGCCACUGUGUUGAUCUCUAUGAGUUGUGCAUAA
Molecule: messenger RNA, 5405 nt
Organism: Frankliniella occidentalis (western flower thrips)
Lineage: Eukaryota; Metazoa; Arthropoda; Insecta; Thysanoptera; Thripidae
Gene: Hr39
Product: nuclear hormone receptor FTZ-F1 beta
Exons: 15
Coding region: 271-2796 (841 amino acids)
Biological process (GO): hormone-mediated signaling pathway; tissue development; regulation of transcription by RNA polymerase II
Cellular component (GO): RNA polymerase II transcription regulator complex
Molecular function (GO): nuclear receptor activity; zinc ion binding; RNA polymerase II cis-regulatory region sequence-specific DNA binding
Source: RefSeq, a predicted model, not a curated record